Molecule: messenger RNA, 276 nt
Organism: Cryptosporidium muris RN66
Lineage: Eukaryota; Apicomplexa; Conoidasida; Eucoccidiorida; Cryptosporidiidae
Product: LSM domain-containing protein
Exons: 2
Coding region: 1-276 (91 amino acids)
Biological process (GO): mRNA splicing, via spliceosome; spliceosomal snRNP assembly
Cellular component (GO): U5 snRNP; U1 snRNP; U4/U6 x U5 tri-snRNP complex
Molecular function (GO): RNA binding
Source: RefSeq, a predicted model, not a curated record
AUGAAUCAACAAAGAAGAACUCAAAAAAUUAUGACACAGCCAAUUAAUCAAAUAUUUAGGCUGUUUACAUCAAAACAAAGAGUUCAGAUUUGGUUAUAUGAUCAUCCGGAAUUAUCUCUAGAGGGUAAAAUUCAGGGCUUUGAUGAAUAUAUGAAUAUAGUUCUAGAUGAUGUGACUGAAGUAUAUACAAAGAAAGAUGAAGUAUCAAGACGUGAUAUUGGUAGAUUAAUGUUACGUGGAGAAAACAUAAGUCUAAUCUCAGAUGCAAAAUGUUAA